Messenger RNA from Cooperia oncophora, 873 nucleotides. Lineage: Eukaryota; Metazoa; Nematoda; Chromadorea; Rhabditida; Trichostrongylidae. The record is from the annotation of a GenBank genome assembly.
AUGAGGUUGGCGCUUUUGUUCGCGAUCGUCUUUGCGACAGCAUUUGCUCGACAUGUCGACCUACCUGCACCGUAUUCUGAUUUCUGUAUUCUUCAGAACAACACCAAUCUUUACGACCCACAGAAGCAGUUCGACAUCCCUUGGUACAACGUUAACCUCGAUUUACCACCAAAACAGCGUUGGACCGAAAUCUCCAAGGCUUACACUGGACAGAUAAAAGAUCUUAUUUCGGUUCUCCUCGAUCUUGUCGAGCCUUUCCUUCCGAACGCUCUCGAAUGGGUCGACCUUUAUUUUGGCAAUCUUGAGGAACGGCUCCCACAGCCGUACAAGGACGAGAUUCAGUCGAUCGCGGACGAUACUGGCAUACCAGUUGGUCAGAUUGUCAUCUAUAAUAUCUUCUACGAGAUUUUCACCGUAUGCACCUCCAUCAUUGCUCAAGAUCCCAACGGCCAUAUCAUCCAUGCACGAAAUCUCGACUUUGGCUUGUUCCUUGGAUGGAAUGCUGACACUCAUGAAUGGAAAAUUUCGAGCGCUUUGAGGAAGAUGAUCAUCAAUGUAAACUGGAUUAAAGACGGCAAAAUCCUCUACAAGUCGAACAACUUCGCUGGAUACGUUGGUAUUUACAAUGGAAUGAAGAAAGGCGCGUUCUCAAUCACGGCGAAUGAGAGAUUCCAAGCAGCUGGAGGCUACCUCGGCAUGUAUCGUUGGCUGACCGGCCUGGAACCAAAUGGCAAAUGGAUGUCGUGGUUGACAAGAGAGACACUCGAGCAGUUCAACACAUACACCGAUGCUAAAGCUCAUCUGAUGUCAACUCCAAUGCUUUCUCCUGUGUACUACAUUCUCGGAGGUGUGAAUCCAUGGGAGGUAAACUGA